Molecule: messenger RNA, 1111 nt
Organism: Lentinula edodes (shiitake mushroom)
Lineage: Eukaryota; Fungi; Basidiomycota; Agaricomycetes; Agaricales; Omphalotaceae
Exons: 4
Coding region: 90-776 (228 amino acids)
Source: RefSeq, a predicted model, not a curated record
CUGGAGGACGCCAGCUAUCCUAUGUACAUAGGCUUACCCCAUUUGAACUAGGGGCGCUGCUUCAAGCCAUCGAACGAAGAUACAGAUAGAUGUCCCCUCGCCGUUGUAUUGUCCAAGUGUUACCAGAUCGCAGUAAUCCGGAUUCAAUCAAUAAAGCGGUGGAAGGUCAGUUUCCCGCUAUAUUCUGGUCUCGCUAUAUUCUUAGACACACGUUAAACAUAUCCAAUAAUAAUGCAUAUUCACACACUCCCUUUGCGGUUUUUUUUCUUCCUUCGAUACUCCACCGCCCCCUUCACCCAAAACCAAAAACCAAAACCACAAUCACACAUACACCGAGUCCAUUCCCACCAAGUACAAAUCCAGACAACUCCCUCCAAAUUCUUGAGUCUCCGUGCACCCUUUCCAUCUCCAUACGAGUCUUUUCCUUCCCCAACCCGACUUUUCAUACGUAUUCUCCUAUUCUUAAUGCCUUUGCACUGGUGCUUGUGCUGGGGCGUGUGCGUUUCCCAACCGCAUCCAUCCCUCCAUUCAAAUGCGGCUUCCUUGAGAACUGGAUACGGAGGAUUAAACCUCAGACCUUCGAGUGGGAUCAAUCAGGUGGAAGUUGUGGACCCGAUGAGGGUGACUUGGUGACGAGUCGCUAUACAAAUCCAUAUCCCCACUAUACUGCCCCCCCCGGCUUUCCCUCCUCCUCCACUCCCACCACCACCCCUAGUGGACACCAGAGACAACCACCCAAAUACACACCAGAACCAGAAGACAACACCCGAAUUUAAACGGGUAGUCGAUGGGCCGACUAUAGUUACUCUCAGUGAUCCUGUCGAAAAGGGAAAACAUGAGAUCUAUGUGUAUAACUAAGGAGUCUAUGUAGCCAGAGUACUUCGGUACACAUCCCCCCCUGUAUGAACAGUACAGUAUUAGUAAGUAUAGCAAGGACACCAAGGGCUGGACUAGGACCAAUGAAUCAGGGAUCAAGAAUUGUAUGCCAUUGAGGACAUUACACUACACUACACUACAUACUUUCUAUUUUCUAGUAAUACACUUUGGUUUAGUAGCCUCUAGGAGGUACCGCUGAAACAACAGGACGUUUCAGCAUUGCAUUUGGGUCUCU